GAGUCUAUCUUGCUUGGAGUACACCACCAUGAAUAUCCGGCCAGCCACAGUAGACGACCUCAUGGGCAUGCAGGCCUGCAAUCUGCACAACCUUCCCGAGAACUACACCAUGAAAUACUACCUGUAUCAUGCUCUGACCUGGCCAUCUCUUUCCUACGUUGCGGUCGAUCCCAAAGGACGAGUGGUUGGGUAUAUUCUGGCGAAGAUGGAGGAAGACGUCGGUCCAGAGGAUGAAAUGCACGGACAUGUUACGUCCAUCUCUGUGCUACGAUCAUAUCGACGGCUUGGUCUUGCGAAGAAACUUAUGAUCCAAUCCCAGGAAGCAAUGGCGACAGUAUACAAAGCUUCUUACGUCUCCCUCCACGUUCGCCGUUCGAACCGUGCAGCCUUAGGGCUUUACCGUGACACGCUUGGGUUCACGGUGAAGGAUAUUGAGAAGAAGUACUACGCGGAUGGCGAAGACGCGUACGCAAUGCGACUCUCCCUAAAGUAACACACGGUCUCGCGAUUCGACUUCGUCGUUCAUCAUGUGUGGAGUCGAUCCCGUCGAAAUCCGACAGUAUCAUCAUACACUGUUGUACAUACUCAAUAAAAUACACACAUACAGCCUCCAGAUCGAAAGACACGACUCCCUAGGACGUGUGUGGCAUGUGGCACCCCUCCUCCAAAUCAACGAAAAGGAUUAAAAUACAGAUCGUCUACGUCUGUCGGCUGUGCUUUUUUCAAUACAUCAUUCGAGGUCGCAUCGUUGUCUCCCAGCGAUAUCAGAUUAACUUCGUCGGCCAGUUGACCCGUAUGCAGGUCUCCUUGCGUCUCUUCUUUCUCCUGUUGUGAAUUAUCAUCACUCGGAUAGGAUGACCUGUCGCCUAGUCCUGGUUCACUCUUCCUGCUUAUGUUUGCGUGCUCUUCGACCUGCCUCUUUUUCCAAGCAUCCAACGCCCCUCUCACGAUCUGCGCGACCUUCAGCCCCAUCUCAUAAUAUCCAUCGUUCGUGGCGGCCUCGAACAUUCCCAUAUGCGCCUGGACUUCGUCUGGUGCCGCUCCAUUCCGCUGUUCGAUGAAGUUGGUGCGGAAGUCAUGGCUGUGGCGAGUCAGUGCCGACAUGGACGGUGCAGUGGGAGGCACUGGCUGCGAGCUGGGUUUUGGUGGUGCUGGUGCCGGUGAAGAGGUACG
Molecule: messenger RNA, 1173 nt
Organism: Stereum hirsutum FP-91666 SS1
Lineage: Eukaryota; Fungi; Basidiomycota; Agaricomycetes; Russulales; Stereaceae
Product: acyl-CoA N-acyltransferase
Exons: 6
Coding region: 29-493 (154 amino acids)
Biological process (GO): N-terminal peptidyl-glutamic acid acetylation
Cellular component (GO): NatA complex
Molecular function (GO): protein N-terminal-serine acetyltransferase activity; protein-N-terminal-glutamate acetyltransferase activity
Source: RefSeq, a predicted model, not a curated record